Molecule: messenger RNA, 2178 nt
Organism: Folsomia candida
Lineage: Eukaryota; Metazoa; Arthropoda; Collembola; Entomobryomorpha; Isotomidae
Exons: 3
Coding region: 184-2085 (633 amino acids)
Source: RefSeq, a predicted model, not a curated record
UUCUAGUAGAAAUGUGAGUUGUAAAGGUUUCUUUAUGAAAAUUCAGCCUUAUUUUCGAAAAUCAUUAUUAAGGUUCCGUAGUAACUUUUUCGAGACCCAGAAAAAAAUUGAAUACAAUUUGCUCCAUCGACAGUGCGAAAAGUAUUAUUUAGGAAUGGCAAAAUUACUAAUGUCACCCCGAUAAUGCGGAAUUCAAGUAAAAAGCCCAGUUCCAGAAAAAGUACUAGAAAACCCAACAUUAAAAAACCUUCUGUAUCCAAAAACGUAUCAAUUUUGCCGAAAACUCCUCUCGAACCUCGUCCCAAUCACUUGAUCUACUUUCUCAACAUCAUGGCAGAAACUAGAAUCUCCAACUAUUUCCUUGUCGCGUCAGAUGUCACAUCAAUUUUCAAGACCAGCACAGAGAAAAUCUGCGACUCUAUUGGGCGCUGGAAAAGCCGGGAGUCAGACGACGAUAAUAAUGCAGACUUUCACAUCAACAAUGACUCUGAAAAACUAACCGCUUUUGGUUCGAAUGUUGUCCGAAUCGGAGAAAUUUUGGGCACGCUACAGGCCGAAGAUCCAAUCUCGUUUGCAUCAAAUUACCAAACUGAGCUAAUUUUAGGAAGCGUAAUACCACUUGCAAAAGACGUUGUGAAGUUGAAACGUAAACUGUUGCGGAUAAGUGAUGCAGUCAUGCCGGAUUUGAAAGAGUUUCGAAAUUUGGUGGAGGUCCAUGGUCUCUUAUCCAGUCCUGCGGAGAAUGAGGUGAAUGUGAAUGAGGAUUUCGGAAAUUACGUUGAAAGCGUGACCGACACUGCGAUGGAAUCCCUCUCCCAAAAGCCAUCCAUCCAGAUUACUAGCAAAAAUAAGGACGGGUUUCCCCGAUUGAUUCACUUCAUACGAAAUAUUUUCUCUAAAAAGAAUAAUUCCAAGCCCGCUUCGAACUCUGAGGUAGAGGAAACGAAAUCCAAAUCCCAGAAAUCGACUACCUCUGAAGAAUUUGAAAUCAAACCACCGUCAGAAAAACCGAGUGAGAAACACCUUCAAAAAAUCGCAUCCACUCUCGCAACCCAUAAACAACCUCUCAAAUCGGUAGAUUACAUCUUGGAUAACACGCGCGUGAAGGUGAAAGACGAAAGUGAAAACAACGCCGAGAUGUGGGAGCGGAUGGAAGAAACGAUGAAAAUCGAUGAUGAUGAUGAUGUUAAGCCCGGAAAAUCUGUACAUUCCGUGGACAGUCCACUAGUCGUCGAAAACUUGAAUGAUGACGAGGUCAAGUCAAUCUUGGAGCAGGAAGCAGCCAAAUUUUUUCCUCGGAAAGAACUUCCCGAUAAUAAAAUCGACCCUGAACCGCAAAACGAUGACGGAACGGACACAUUUUCCAUUCAAUUUCUGAGCAGUGGUCAAAAUGGUAAUCAACCGUCUGUCACACAAUUCCAGCAUUUUAGCAAUUCCAACAAUUCGGAUCAGCAAGUAACAAAACUUGACGUGAUUCUGGACGAGUGUGAAAAAACGCUGGACUCGAUCGGUAUCACGACCACGCGUUUCCUGCCACCGUCUGAUCAAGUAUUUGGAAAUUCAGAAUUGCUCUCUGGUGAACAGCACAUUGAUAAAAAGGAUCAUCCACUUUCCGAGUACAGAAAAAUUGUGGAUCAAAUGCAUCGAUCUACGACGGAAACGAUAAAUCAAAUCCGAGAAAUCGAACAAUCCUGGAUGAACACGACCACGAAGGCGGUGGGGUUUCAGAACUUUUUAAAAGUGGGAGACAUGCUGGACUACGCCCUGAAAACGGUUCACCUAUUGGGAGAUGCCCAAUUUAUUGAGCAAAUCUACCCUGAAACUAAAUCAGACGUGCUCAAAGGGGUGGAGCAGAUUUACCGUGAAUUUCAUAGCUGUUUCAUCGCUGUGGGUGAAUUGGCUGAAAUGGUGUCGACAGAUGUCAUUUAUUUAAGAGAAUUGAUGGAUAAUUUACCGAAAGGGGAUCCGAUUGUCUACGAAUUCACGUCAAAUUCGAGUUUGGGAAGCUUUGACCAAAUUGAGGCUGCGAAUAAUGUACCGACCGGAAGUAACUUUGUGUUCGAUGUGGAAGCAAUAUUUGGAUAAAGUCUCAGUUUUAUUUCAAAUGCACGAAAUUAAAGGAGUAAUUAAAUAUUAAUUGUGUGCAAUAAAAAACCCAUACUUUUUGUUUUGAGCGAA